AUGUUUUUUGAUAACGAGUCCUUUUCACUUUAUUGCCUUUCUGGAGAAUUUCUAUUAUUUUAAAAACGUGUUAUUAGUUUUUAAUAAUUUUACAAAGUAAUUAAUCAUCAACUUAAAAGUACUGAGCUAGUGAGUUUGUAACUACAAGUCUUCAAGUUAAUACACGAUGCCUAAAAAUAAAGGAAAAGGAGGUAAAAAUCGUAGGCGAGGUAAGAAUGAGAAUGAAACAGAAAAGCGUGAGUUGGUGUUCAAAGAAGAUGGACAAGAAUAUGCUCAAGUUACCAAAAUGUUGGGAAAUGGACGUCUAGAAGCAAUGUGUUUUGAUGGUGUAAAACGACUUUGUCACAUUCGAGGAAAACUUAGGAAAAAGGUGUGGAUCAAUCAAGCUGAUAUAGUAUUGAUAGGCUUACGUGAAUAUCAAGAUACAAAAGCCGAUGUAAUUUUGAAGUAUACGCCUGAUGAAGCUCGUAACUUGAAAACAUAUGGAGAAUUUCCAGAAACUGUUCGCAUCAAUGAUACAGUCACAUUUGUUGAUGAUGGAUUGGAUGAGGAUAUUGAAUUCGGAGAUGAUAUUAGCGAAGAUGAAGAAGCAGACAAUGCUGUUGAUAAUAUUUAAGUUUAUUUCAAAAAGUAUCCAAGCUGUAUGGUGACAUUAUAGUUCUAAGAUCCGACUUAUGAUUUUAAAAAAAUAUAUUGAAAUAAAUAUAUACUUAAAUAAUAA
This is a messenger RNA of Aphis gossypii (cotton aphid), 721 nucleotides long. RefSeq names its product eukaryotic translation initiation factor 1A, X-chromosomal-like. Lineage: Eukaryota; Metazoa; Arthropoda; Insecta; Hemiptera; Aphididae. The transcript has 6 exons. Gene Ontology annotation, cellular component: cytoplasm. Gene Ontology annotation, biological process: translational initiation. Bases 167 to 616 code for a protein of 149 amino acids. Gene Ontology annotation, molecular function: RNA binding; translation initiation factor activity. The record is from RefSeq and is a predicted model, not a curated record.